CCGUGCCCCUGUCCACAGUCAAACUUUAGACAGGAUGGCGAGCCCAGCAGCAGCAACUGCCGCUGGCACGGCGGCCGUGGAGGUCGCUGCUCAGCAAAUAGCGAACUCGGUGCUACACAAUCGAUUCUUGGUGGGCCUGUUCAAGUCGCUCGGCGUGAUCCUGGCGUCGGAAAUUGGAGAUAAGACCUUCUUCAUCGCGGCCAUCAUGGCAAUGCGCAACCCACGCAUGACAGUGUUCGCUGGUGCUAUGGGAGCUCUGGCUGUCAUGACCGUGCUCUCAGCAGCGCUCGGCUGGGCGGCGCCAAACCUGAUUUCCAAGACGUACACGCACUAUGCGGCGGUGGCGCUGUUCUUCUUCUUCGGCCUCAAGUCGCUCUACGACGCCUUCCUGAAGAAGGACGACAACGAGGAGUCCGAGCUGGAGCAGGUGGAGCACGAGCUGAGCGACCUGAACAAGAAGAACGCCAGCACGGGCAAGGACAUGAAGGACCUGGAGAAGAAGAAGACCAACUUCAUGGUCACGCUGCUGGGCAUGAUCUUCUCCCAAAUCUUCCUGAAGUCCUUCACGCUCACCUUCCUGGCGGAGUGGGGCGAUCGCAGCCAGAUAGCCACGAUCGGGCUAGCAGCCUCGGAGGAUGUGUUCGGUGUCACCAUCGGUGGCAUCCUGGGCCACGGCGUAUGUACGGGCGCUGCCGUGCUGGGCGGACGCCACCUGGCCACACACAUCAACGAGCAGAGCGUGGCGGUCUUCGGUGGCGUCAUGUUCCUGCUCUUUGGCGCGCAUGCGCUGUGGACGGGGCCGUAAUCAGGAGGCUGCACACAUGAAGCCAGUUGGCGUGCCUGCGGGAAGCAGCCACAAUGGCGUUAGGCCGUGGUGUGUUUCCUGCUUCUGGGCAGGAGUAUGAGGUGGAGAGGUCUUAGAGUUGGCGUUCGGUAUGCUGGUGCGCGAGCAGCAGCAGCAGCUAGCAGCUGCGUGGUGUCAAGCGCGGCGUGCCGCAGCCGCGUGAAGGGUUCAGCUCUUUCAUGAGGCAGCGUGGCCCGGUCUUGGAGCGGCGACAGCGGCGGCGUAUGCUCCCGAAUGGAGCCGGAGGGCAUGGCGCUUCUGCGCCGCGUACUGCAGUUGCGCGCAAGCGGGUUGUGAGGCCGCACAGCUCCGCUGCAACCGGGGCAUUGCUGAUCGGGGAUUGCCGGCUGCUGGCACCGCUGCCAGUGAUCUGGAGCUCGUGCGGCGACGGCGGGCGCACGGAUUAGCCCAACUCCCAGGGCCAGCGACGGCGCCCGCCAGCUUGUGGUCAGCGGAGCUCAGUGCGGCGGGCAUGCGGCGGCCGGUCAGGUGCCGCUGGCGUGCGUGUGCCAGCAGCUGCGUGGCGUCACGUGCUUGCAGGGCUAAGGCAGCGUGCAUGUGUCAGCAGGUGUGGGGCGGAGAAGGACGGGGUCGGGCAGCUGGCGUAACUUGCGGCUGCGUGAGCUGUUGCUGCGAGCAACAAGUGCGUGCCUACAGCGCAGCGCGUGGGCUAGGAUAAGUGCGUUGGCGUUGGCGGCUGGCGAAUAAAUGGGACUGCAUCGGAUGCCAGAUGGCUCGUGGGAGGGCAGGAGGUGAGGUUGAGAGCGGAAGCCGGGGCGGAGUCGGUGUGGCGGAUGCGUGUGUGACACUAUGUUGGCUAUGACACGGCACUCCGUACGGCUGUCGUAUGGCUCGGUGGUCGUGGCUCGGUUAUAUUUUUGCGCUCGUGCACGGCGUUCAAAUGGCUGAAGAGCCGGGCGUCCAUGCAAAACUCCUCUGCUGGCCUUGUCAAAGCCCAAUCCGCGGUGGCACUGUGGCACGUCGGACGUCUUCGGAGGCUCGAUACCGUAUGCACGGUAACGAAGUGCUUGCUAGUGAAUGCGAAUGCAAGACGCCGUCGCGAGCUCCAGGCUAGCAAUAAACAGCACGAAAGAAGUUAGUGUCAGCGGCAAUGCGGUUACUUGUUACCUUCGAGACGAGACACCGGUGCGCGCUCCACGCUGCUCCGCCUUCGGCAUGCCAAACGGAGUCCGAGUGUCGUGGAGACUGCUGCCGCUUGCAGGGGCGGACGCGUUCCAGCUCGCAACUAGGCUGCUGCCAUUCGCCGCGACAACGCGAAACCCACAAAAUGCACGGUACACAGACCUCGGCCCACACGGGCGCAUAGGGCCGCCGCAACAGUGGAGGACCGGGCGAGUCAGCGAGUUGCAGUGGGGUUGAUGGCCAAGAGGAAGAGCGUGAUGGCCAAGAAGAGGCCACGGCCACGAUACCGUAAAUGGCGAG
Molecule: messenger RNA, 2287 nt
Organism: Chlamydomonas reinhardtii
Lineage: Eukaryota; Viridiplantae; Chlorophyta; Chlorophyceae; Chlamydomonadales; Chlamydomonadaceae
Exons: 6
Coding region: 35-805 (256 amino acids)
Biological process (GO): calcium ion transmembrane transport; manganese ion transmembrane transport; Golgi calcium ion transport
Cellular component (GO): Golgi apparatus
Molecular function (GO): manganese ion transmembrane transporter activity; calcium ion transmembrane transporter activity
Source: RefSeq, a predicted model, not a curated record